This is a messenger RNA of Pyricularia oryzae 70-15, 294 nucleotides long. RefSeq lists its product as uncharacterized. The record is from RefSeq and is a predicted model, not a curated record. The coding region runs from base 1 to 294 and encodes 97 amino acids. Lineage: Eukaryota; Fungi; Ascomycota; Sordariomycetes; Magnaporthales; Pyriculariaceae. The transcript has 2 exons.
AUGAUAAAAAUCGCCUCCAUCAUUGCCCUCGCAGCAGCGUCGGCCGGUGUUGUACUUAGCAAUCCCGUGCCCGACGGCCACAAGCCCGUCAUCAUCGGCGUUCCAAUCAUCAACACCACCGGGGUCGAUAGCACAAUUAUUCGCCCCCGGGACGACCCCAACUUCCUCGACUACGUUAGCUGCUAUACCCUGCCCGAGGGCAAUUGCCACCUGGUGUUGGUCCUGGCUGAGAACAACCAGAACAUGGGUGGUCUUGUAAUUAACAACAUAUUUCCCUCCCAGGCCGCCUUGUAG